AUGGCUUCCAGGGAGCUCAGACAAUUCACGAGAGACGAGGUUUCGCAGCAUAACAAGCCGGACGACCUGUGGAUUAUUGUCGACUCCAAAGUAUAUGAUGUCACCAGAUUUAAAGAUCUCCAUCCCGGAGGCGCGUCGGUAUUCCUCGAAGAGGAUAUUAGCGGUCGAGACGCGACCGAAGCCUUCUAUGGGCUUCACCGUCACGAGGUGCUCAAGAGGCCUCAAUACGCUCGCUUGCAAAUUGGUACAGUCCAAGGCGAGCAGAGUAUCGUGAUUGAUGGCGUACCUGGUGAGGUUAGUAAAGUACCCUAUGCGGAGCCAACUUGGCUUGUCGAAGGAUACUACAGCCCGUACUUCACGGAGAACCAUAGGCAGUUCCAGAAGAUUGUCAGGAAGUUUGUUGACGAAUUCGUUGUCCCGGACGCUCGAGCUAGAGAGGAAGACGGCAAACGGCCGUCGCAAAGUGUAAUUGACAAGAUGGCCGAGAUGAACAUCCACGCCAUGCGUAUGGGACCCGGAAAGCAUCUCAAGGGACUCAAGUUGAUGGGUGGUAUCGUUGCACCUGAAGAGUUCGACUACUUCCACGAAUUAAUCAUUACCCAGGAACUUGUCCGAUGUGGUUCACGCGGCUACGGAGAUGGUCUCUAUGGCGGUGUCGUCAUUGGUCUUCCACCUGUCAUGAAUUUUGGGGCUCCUCACCUCAAGGAGCGCAUCACGAAAGAGACGCUCUCGGGACAGAAAUUUAUCUGCCUCGCUAUUUCUGAAGCUUUCGCUGGUUCCGAUGUAGCGGGGUUGAAGACCGCCGCGAAGAAGACUGAAGACGGCAAGCACUGGGUCAUCAAUGGAACUAAGAAGUGGAUCACCGACGGAAUGUAUGCGGACUACUUUGUGGUCGGUUGCAAGACUGAGAACGGACUUACAGUGAUCCUCGUCGAGCGAGGUGAUGGCGUAGAGACCAAAUCUAUCAAGACAUCCUACUCUCCUACCGCCGGCACAGCUUAUAUCACCUUCGACAACGUCAAGGUGCCCGUAGAGAAUACUUUGGGUCCUGAGGGCGGAGGCGCCUUUGUGAUUCUCAGUAACUUCAACCAUGAGCGAUGGGUGAUGUGCUGUGGUUCGGCCAGAUCGCAGCGCGUUAUUGUUGAAGAAUGCUUAAAGUGGGUCAGCCAGCGCAAGGCGUUCGGCAAGCCCCUCAGCUCUCAGGCUGUUAUUCGCAGCAAACUUGCCCAGAUGAUUGCGCGCACUGAGAGCGUACAUAACUGGCUCGAGAAUGUUACAUAUCAGAUGAACAACAUGAAUUAUAAGAAGCAGGCGCAGUUACUUGCUGGGCAAAUCGGUCUAUUAAAAAUGUAUUCCACGCGUUGCGCACAGGAGACCGCGCGAGAUGCCGUUCAGAUAUUUGGUGGCAGAGGUGUUACGAAGACGGGCAUGGGAAGCGCAAUCGAGCAUUACCACCGAACGGUGACGUUCGAUUCCCUACUCGGAGGAGCUGAGGAUGUCCUGGGCGACCUAGGAGUACGACAGGCACUGAAGAACAUGCCAAAGGACACUAGACUAUGA
Messenger RNA from Sparassis crispa, 1560 nucleotides. Its product is annotated as Acyl-CoA dehydrogenase apdG. The transcript has 18 exons. The record is from RefSeq and is a predicted model, not a curated record. Gene Ontology annotation, molecular function: flavin adenine dinucleotide binding; acyl-CoA dehydrogenase activity; heme binding. Bases 1 to 1560 code for a protein of 519 amino acids. NCBI's taxonomy places the organism in Eukaryota, Fungi, Basidiomycota, Agaricomycetes, Polyporales, Sparassidaceae.